Closterium sp. Naga37s-1 is the source of this 645-nucleotide messenger RNA. The record is from the annotation of a GenBank genome assembly. NCBI's taxonomy places the organism in Eukaryota, Viridiplantae, Streptophyta, Zygnematophyceae, Desmidiales, Closteriaceae.
AUGACGACCCUCAGCUGUCCCGCUACCGUGACGAGGCUCGUAGCGUCGCAAGGAGCAGCAAAGCAGAAGCGGCUUUCUACGCGUGUCACUGUCUGUCGAAUCGCCCCUCCUAAGAACUCCUCCCCCGAACCCGUCAACAUUUUCAACCCUGACACAUGGUUCACGAAACCGUCCAAGGCGGCGCCGCCCCAACCAGAGCCUGCAGAAGAGCCUGAGCUCGAACCUCUUGCGACGCUCCCGCCGACUCCUGUCUUCCCAUCCCACCAAGCGAUGACUCUGUUCCUGCAGUCGUAUGCGCGCAUGCUGCAGCACGUCAAAACGGGGACGGUGGUCGGGAAGAGAAAAGUAGGCGUUGACCACAGCCACGACGCGCUGGUUUCCGGCGACUCGCUCGCCGCGGCUGGCGACACUGUGCUGGAGCGAGUGCACCUUGGGCUCGGCGCGCUGCUGCACCAUCCCCAGCAUGGCGUGCAGGGAGGGACAGUGUGGGGCCGCAAGGAGGAGGCGGUGGAGAGGUGUCUGGAAGAGCUAGAGAAGGACGUGGAGCACAUGCGGGAUGCCCAUGAGAAACCACCGCCUGCCACCACUCUGAACCUUGCUACAGCGCACUGCUUGGAUGCUGCAAAGAUGAUCAGCAAGCUCUGA